CUUAGGAAACGAAGACCCAAGUACAGAAAAAAGCCUUACAAUUCUAGAAGUUUUUCCCCGUCUCUCCAAAUUCCACUAUCCAUCACCAUCACGCAAGCACAAGCACAACACAACGUGUAGUAGUAGCAGUAACACCAACUGUUAGUAAUGUAGUAUAUGGAGUAAAUUAAACCUCAACAACUCAAGGGUUUCGCCAAAGAAUCCAACAAUUUUGAACUCCGAAUUGAGCGAAAUCUGAAUUAUGAAGAAGCCAUUGUUUAAUCAAAGUGACAUAAACUGGACACUUUCUUCUACCAUUCGCGUAGCAGUUACUGGCAUUGCGGCCAUAAUUGGUAUCAUAGUAGCUCUAAAAGAUAACAAAUCAGAUAAACGAAUUAGGUCAUUAGGAUUAGGUUUAGGUAGAGAAGAUAACGCCUCCAUCAAAUCGCUAUUAGUUCCCGGCUUGCAAAACCUCGAAAACAAUUGUUUCCUCAACGUCGUUUUGCAGGCUCUUGCUAGCUGUUGUUGUUUUCAGAGUUUUCUUGAUAAUGUCAUUACGGAAUUCGGGAGUGAUGAACUCGUUGAUGACACGCCUCUUGUGUUUUCUUUGGCUUCUUUAAUACAAGAGCUGAGCUCAGUUAGUACUGAAAAGGUUAUAUUGAGUCCGCGAAAGGUGAUGCAUGCUAUGUCCAGCUAUAUUCCAAAUUUUGAUCUGACAAGCCAGCAGGAUGCUGCUGAAGCGUUUAAUCACCUGUUGUGCUCUUUGAGAGAAGAAUGUGGAGGUUGUUAUGCACCAAAGAUAAGUUCUUUAGCAGACAUUUGUGCUUCUAAUAAUAGAAUUAUUACUCCAAUACAGACGGAGUGGCCGAGUGAGCAGGAAAGAUGGCAGCGCCUCUUCCUUGGACCCAUCAAUGGGAUUCUUAGUAGCAGCUUAACUUGUCAAAGCUGUUCCUCCCAGAUCUCAAAUAACUUUGAACAUUUUGAUUGUUUGCCCCUUUCACCUGUCCUUUGUGAUAGUUUCACAAUAAGAGUUGGUUGUACACUGGCGGAUUGUCUGAAGCAGUUCACUGUUGCUGAACACAUCGAAAACUAUCGCUGCAACCACUGUUGGCACAAUGCUGCAAUCAAGUAUCUUUCCUUGAUGGAAGGAAACAAGGUAGAACUUGGAAAACUUAGGCAAUGUUCUGACCAAGAAUUCUGUAAUUGCCGUAAAAUUUACAAUCUUGAAAAACUACCUUGGUCAAAUAGGUUUUCACAUGCUUUGAAGCAGCUAAGUAUUGCUCGGUGUCCAAGGAUUUUAUGCCUCCAGCUGAAAAGAGUUCAUAUGAAUGAUGUUGGACAGUCAUUCAAACUGCAGGGCCAUAUUUCGUUUCCAUUGAUUUUGGAUGUUUCGUCAUUCAUUACAACUAGACUGGGAGUGAAGAUACAGGAAGUAGAUGUACAAAGUUUGCCAUUAAACUCUUUGCCAAACCAUAUCAAUCUGCAUUUUGAUAUAAGAAUGAAAUCUAGUGGCAUUUAUGGAGAAGCAAGAGAGCAGAUUGAUGCAGAUUCUCCCGUUAACAACACAUGUAUCUCCUCUACUAAUAGAGAGUCACUUAAUGAAUUUCCAUGUUCUAGCUCUUCAGAAAGCAUUCACACAAACACACAGUCGCAAUCCAUUGACAAGGUGGAUGUUUCUUGUAAUUCAGUUUCUCAAGAUAUAUGUUUAUAUCAACUUGUUUCUGUUGUGGAACACUUUGGAAGAGCUGGAGGAGGACAUUACACUGUUUACAGAUGUGUGAGAAGCAGGUCAGAGUCCUCAGAUGUCUCUGGUGAUUGCUUCAAUCAACAUUCAAUGCGCUGGUUUUGUGUUUCAGACUCUCAAGUGUAUGCUGUUUCAGUGGAAGAUGUUCUUUCUGCUGAGGCCAGCUUGCUUUUCUAUGAGCGAAUUCCAAAUAACUGAGAAAAAAAAAUGAAAGCUCUCUUGUCUUGUUUUGGGAAGUUCUGGGUUAGGGAGAUGCAUUAAUUGAUUUAUAUGUUCCUAGUUAGAGGAGUCUAUAGGAAUUGUUCAAAACGUUAGGCAUGAUUCAAUACCUCAAAGAAAAGAAAAAGUUAAGCGUGAGCUUUUGAGAAGGUAUUACAUGAAUUUGUGAUCAUGAUACCCUGGCCCAGUUAAUCUUGUCUCUAUAAUCAUUUUUAUUUCUGCUCAAA
Molecule: messenger RNA, 2169 nt
Organism: Cicer arietinum (chickpea)
Lineage: Eukaryota; Viridiplantae; Streptophyta; Magnoliopsida; Fabales; Fabaceae
Product: ubiquitin carboxyl-terminal hydrolase 27
Biological process (GO): protein deubiquitination
Cellular component (GO): cytosol; nucleus
Molecular function (GO): cysteine-type deubiquitinase activity
Source: RefSeq, a predicted model, not a curated record